CUUUUGACUCGUGAAUUGAUAAAAAUUCUAUUUUGUGCUUCAUAUUUGAGUCAAGAAGCAGAUCUGUGUCAAGGUGGCAGAGUUUAAAAAAUGUUUAAAGAGAACUUCCUGUCCUCUCGAUACUGGGUGUGACACUUGUUUAUCUUGAGUCUUUUGUUCAGAGUUCACAGUUAGGUUAACGGUUUACUUGUGCUGAUAGUAUUACUGUUACUAUUAUAUCACUGUUAGUGCCACUGGCAUUAAUGCUACUGUUAGUGGUACUAAUGUCACUGCAACAGUUGUUAUUACUGCCAGUAUUAUUCUUCUUUCAGACAUCAUCACAAAACGAGAGAGUCGCUUUACAAUGACGGACUUAAAAUAAGACGGGAAUACGUGGAAGAGCCAAGAUGACAGAGAGUGACCUUCUCAGCAUUCUGGAUGAUUUGAUAGACAAUGAAUUUAAGGACUUCAAGUGGCACCUGAAGCAAGAAAAGGUGGACGACAUCCCACCCAUCAAAAAGAGUAAGCUGUCGGAGGCAGAGAGGCGGGACGUGGUGGAUCUGAUGGUGCAGAAAUAUGAAUUUGCUGGAGCUGUGGAAGUGUUCAAGAGCAUUUUAAAGAGGAUCAACAGGAAUGAUCUGGUGACGGAGUUGUCAAACAUCAGCUCAGGAGCAGAAGGUCAGUCACAGGAAGAGACAAACAUGACGUCACAUCCAGUCAGCAGAUCUGUGAAGAAAAACAGUCCAGACAAUGUUCUGCAGAAAGUUUUACAUGACCACAAGAUCAGUCUGAGGAGGACAUGUCAACAUGUGACUGAAGGACCUGAUGAAUCAAGAAGUGAAACCCUCCUCAACAGUAUCUACACUGAGCUCUACAUCACAGAGGGAAAGAGUGAAGAUGUUAACACCCAACAUGAGGUGAUGCAGCUUGAGACAGCUUCCAAGAUGAAGACUCACCAUGACACUCCAAUCAAAUGCCAAGACAUCUUUAAAGCCUUACCCAACCAACAGAAACGCAUCAUCAAAGUUGUUCUGACGAAUGGUAUCGCUGGCAUUGGAAAAACCUUCUCAGUGCGGAAGUUCACUCUGGACUGGGCAGAGGGCACAGAAAACCAAGAUGUCAGUCUGGUAAUUCUGCUUUCAUUCAGGGAGCUGAACUUGAUCGAAGAUGAGCAGUACAGUCUCCUCAUGCUAAUCCAUGAUUUCCAUCCAACAUUACAGAAGGUCACAGCAGAGAAGCUCGAUGACUGUAAAGUUUUGUUUAUCUUUGACGGGCUGGAUGAAAGCAGACUUUCAUUAAAUUUCAAGAACAGGAAGGUCGUGUCUGAUGUCACACAAAAGUCAUCAGUCAACAUCCUGUUGACAAACCUCAUUGAGGGGAAGCUGCUUCCCUCGGCUCUUGUCUGGAUAACGUCCCGACCUGCAGCAUCCAAUCAGAUCCCACGUACAUGUGUUGAUAGGAUAACAGAAGUACGAGGCUUCACUGAUGCCCAGAAGGAGGAGUACUUCAAGAGGAGAUUUAGUGAUGAAGAGCUGUCCAGCAGAAUCAUCAAACACAUCAAGACAUCCAGGAGCCUCCACAUCAUGUGUCACAUCCCAGUCUUCUGCUGGAUCACUGCGGCAGUUCUAGAGCACAUGUUGACUACAGACCAGAGAGGAGAGCUGCCCAAGACCCUGACUGACAUGUAUUCACACUUCCUGCUGGUUCAAACACAGAAGAAGAAGCACAAGUAUGAUGAAGGACAUGAGAUGAGUCUAGAGGAGCUGACAGAGGUCGACAUGGAACUUCUUCUGAAGCUGGGGAGGCUGGCAUUUGAACAUCUGAAAAAAGGAAACAUCAUGUUCUACCAAAAAGACCUGGAGCAGUGUGGUCUUGAUGUCACAGAAGCCUCAGUGUUGUCAGGAGUUUGUACAAAGAUCUUCAAAAAAGAACAUGGGAUCUACAAGAAAACACUCUACUGUUUUGUUCAUUUGAGCGUUCAGGAGUUUCUGGCUGCAGUCUACAUGUACCACUGUUACACCAGCAGGAACACAGAGGUAUUGGAUGACUUCCUGGAUGAUGUGGACGAUGAAGAUGAUGAUGAUGACAGACAUGAUAACCAUUACUCAUCUCUGGAUGACUUCCUGAUGGGAGCUGUGCAGAAAUCUCUCAACAGUAAAAAUGGCCACCUGGACCUGUUUGUUCGCUUCCUCCAUGGCCUCUCUCUGGAGUCCAACCAGAUUCUCUUAGAAGGCCUGCUGGGUCAGACAGAGAACAGUCCAGAAAUCAUCCAGAGAGCCAUCGAAAGGCUGAAGAACAUGGACACUGGGGAUGUCCCUCCUGACAGAAGCAUCAACAUCUUCCACUGUCUGAUGGAAAUUGAUGACCACUCAGUACAUCAGAAGAUCCAAAUGUUCCUGAAGUCAGAGAACAGAUCAGAAUACCUCUCUGAUAUCCACUGCUCAGCUCUGUCCUACAUGCUGCAGAUGUCGGAAGAGCUUCUGGAUGAGUUUGACCUGAAGAAGUACAACACAUCAGAGGAGGGACGACGGAGACUGAUCCCAGCUGUGAGGAACUGCAGAAAGGCUCAACUUUCUGACUGUGGACUCUCAGAGACUCACUGUGAAGUUGUGGCCUCAGCCCUGAAGUCCAACCCCUCCCAUCUGAGAGAGCUAGAUCUGAGUGACAACGAGCUGCAGGAUUCAGCAGUGGAGCUUCUGUGUGCUGGACUGGAGAGUCCAAACUGUAGACUGGAGACUCUAAGAUUGUGUCGCUGCAGUUUGUCAGAGACCAGCUGUGAUUUUCUGGCCUCAGCUCUGGUGUCCAACCCCUCCCAUCUGAGAGAGCUGGAUCUGAGAGAAAAUGAGCUGCAGGAUUCAGAAAUGGACUGGAUGUGUAAAUUCCUGAAAAAUCCACAAUGUAGACUGGAGACUCUGGGAUUGAGGGGCUGCAGUUUGUCAGAGAUCAGCUGUGAUUCUCUGGUCUCGGCUCUAAAAUCCAACCCCUCCCACCUGAGAGAGCUGAAUCUGAGUCUCAACGACCUGCAGAAUUCAGUAGUGAAGCUGCUGUGUGAUUUUCUGGAGAGUCCACACUGUAGACUGGAGUCUCUGGGAUUGUGGCGCUGCAGUUUGUCAGAGAUCAACAUUGCUUCUCUGGUCUCAGCUCUGAAAUCCAACCCCUCCCAUCUGAGAAAGCUGGAUCUGAGUGACAAUGAGCUGCAGGAUUCAGAAAUGGCUGCUGUAAAGCUGCUGUGUGGUUUUCUGGAGAGUCCACACUGUAAACUUGAGACUCUAAUAUUGAUUGGCUGCAGUUUAACAGAGAGCAGCUGUUCAUCUCUGGCCUCUGCUUUGAAGUCCAACCCCUCCCAUCUGAGAAUGCUGGAUGUGAGUCACAAUGAGCUGAGAGAUUCAGGACUGAAGCUGCUGUGUGAUUUUCUUGAGAGUCCACACUGUAGACUGAAGACUCUGGGAGUGAGGGUCUGCAGUUUGUCAGAGAUCAGCUGUGCUUCUCUGGCCUCAGCUCUGAUGUCCAACCCCUCCCAUCUGAGAGAGCUGGAUAUGAGUCUCAACGAUCUGCAAGAUUCAGACGUGAAGCUGCUGUUGGAUCUUAAGGAGAGUCCACAAUGUAAACUGGAGACUCUGAGCUGGAAUUGAUGAUAUCUGUAAGAGUGUGAGUGAACGUCCAGGAGUGUGUGUUGAGAGAGGAUCAACUGUAUCCUGAUGAUCCAUCUGGACCGGAGUCUGGAUCUGGAUUUUGUCAUCUUCACUUAAGUCUCUUAACUGACCACUUUAUAGAUUUGAUAUACAUAAGCUGUUUGAUGCUAAAAAGAUAAAAAACACAGGUUUUAUAAAUCUGACUCUGACCCUGGGCCUAUAUUUAUCAAGUGCCUCAGAAUCACACUGAGUUAACAAGGACUAAAACUAAUUAAUGAAGCAGAAGAGAAUUUACUUUUUACUCUCAGCAGGAUGGAUUACAGGAGAAGGAUUACUCCUGGGAGAGAGGGAGUUGUUGUUUUACCACAGUCAGAGCAGCAAAAUAGAAAUAAUAAUGAGGUGUUGUAGUUUCCUCACAGUCUCAGCUGGAAAUAUUAAACAGUGGUAAUUUGGUAUAUUAUGUGUAUAGGUAGGUAAUUUACCAAGGUUAUGUAACAAACCUAUGAUGCCAGAAUUCAGAUGAUCAUUCAAGAUGAUAUUUACAAACUGUAAAGAAAGCCUAAGAAAUAAAUGUAGCCUAUAUGUUAAUUAAGAUAAGUGGUCAUUUCACUCAGCUGUGUGAAAUGAUCUUGGUUCAGCCACAUGGUUUCACAGCCUGUAAUAGUGCUGCAUCUUGCACAUAUUGCACAGACACAUGUUGCAAACCCUCUCCAUGAAGAACAUCAUCUCUUCCACUGUCCAAUUCCUCUUUCAACUUCACCCCAAGUUAACUUCUGUCCUCUACAUGAAGGUAAAUACAUUGUAACAAUAGAAACAUAUAUUGUUAAGGUGCAUCCUCCUCUCUCAAAUAUCAGGCUGUAGCUCUGCUGUUGUUUGAAGUAGCCUAAAUAAAAAAUAAGCCUAUAAAAUAUUUGAGCUGUUGUAAUGAAGUUGAGAUAUCCUUCAUUAUGCAGCUGACUUGAUUAUUUUCAAAUAAAAGUUUUAGUGGGCUGUAACUGAGGACCCUCGUCAUGCUCAUUAUCUUUACGACGUAUAUUAAGCCAGAUCAAAGUUUGAUUCAUGACUUCCAUCACUGUCGGUUCUGACAGAAUUGUCACUGUUGCACAGCUGCAUUUUCCCUGUUAUGAUAAAGUGUAACAUUGAGAGGACAUUCUGUAUUUAUUUAAAUGAUGUUCUGUAGAAACAUCAUGUGUUCUCCUCUGCAUCACACACAAAGUCAGUCUCACAAAUGAUUCUGUUUUAGUCCAAACAAUCUUUUAAUAAGCUCAGUGUCAUCAAGGGUUCCCAAAACAUCUCUCCUCCCAGGGAAUAUUUCUGCCUGAACUCCAUCUGCAGCUCCGAAAUAUCGGCAGAGAUAGGAAUCAUUUACCAAGUUUGGAGAGUUGAUAAAACGCUUUUUCUCCUGAAAGUAAGACCAAGACCAUGCAUCACUCUGAUUAUUUUUGGCCAGUUUGGAGUGAUUUCCUGCUCUGAGAUGCUUAAUAAAUACAGGCUCAGAUGUGACAAAUUGGAUGUCCACAAAUUUCAUUAGGUUAAAUUCUGAAAGAAUUUAUCUUUGGUCCAGAAAACCUGCAUGCACAGGUCAAGUCAUAUCUUGGUUCUCUUGAUAACAACAUCAAGCCUGUGGUGAAAAACUUUGUAUUUUUUGAUUCCAGUCUAAGUUUUGAUGAUCAUAUCAACAGCUCGUCCAAUCCUGUUUUCACCAUUAAAAUCAUAUUAAAAUAAUAUAUAUAUGUAAGUAGCACAGAACACUGCUGCUGUCAGACUUUGAACUAACACCAGGAAAAGAGAUCGUAUAACUCCAUUUCCAUCAUCACUUCACUGGUCACCUGUUUGUUUUAGGAUUGAUUGUAAAGAUUUUAUUGAUUACUUUUAAAGGCUCUUCAUGGCUCCAGAUUAUAUUUCAGAGUUGUUCUGUGUAAAUAUUAAAGGUAUCUAGCUUUUAUAUGUAGGUAAGCCAAGCAGGUGGCUUUAACAGUAACUAUAUAAUUUAAACUUAUAGGUGAGAUCAUGUCAUCCAGCUGAGUGAUCCAGCCCUAUCCAAUCGCAUCCUUUACAUCUUUUUUUCUACAUCAGUGCAGCAUUUUGCAUGUAUUGUACAACACUGCACACAGCGAUAAUGCAAACUGACUGUGGGCACAACUUGAAAAACAUGAAAUUUAUCUUCUCCACUGUCCAACUCAUGUGUCCUUACAGCUCCUUUAAAUAUAUCUCUGCCAUCCGCAGUUUAAAACUAAUGAAUCAUUAAACCAAUAAAGCCACAAUUUGCAUGAAUGCAGCUUGUUUUUCUAUAACUUGACACUGAGUGGUGGGAAAUGAAUUAGUGCUGAUUAUCAGCACAGAUAAAUACUGAAAGGAAGGAUGUGUGAUGAUAUCGUUCAAAGGAAGAGCUGGCGAAGUUCUUAUUUUGAAGACGUUUAUUAGACGAUGGCCAUCGGGUCCAUUCCAUAUACAAAGAUGGUCUGGGCACCGUACCACUGUUGGUGCACAACUUAUAUAGGGUUACACAUCUGUAUCUUAUUAUAUGAAUAACAUAGGUUUUACAUUAAUUCAAUUGGGGGCCAUCCAUGAAGUGAUUGACAGCUACCUCACAACAUACUAUGUAUCAUAACAUACCGCAUCUGGAACAGCUCCAAACUUGACCAUGGACCCAUUAUUUGUAUUUAAAAGGCCCCCCAGAAGGGCUAUACCAUAUUACCUAAGGUGACAUGCAGACUCUGGAAUGUUUAUGUCACAUGUCCAACACCCAAAAUCAGUAACAUACAUAGGGUCAGAUAAAAGUCAUACUAACAAAUACGGAUCCUGGUCUUUGCUGUCAGGGCUCUGGAUCAACCUGUUUGAGGAGCUCAGUCAUUAUCUUCCUUUAAAUCACUUCUUAAAACUCAUUUUUAUCCACUGAUCUAUCAGUUAUUUUUGUUUUAUAUGCUGUACAUCUUAAAUUUGAAUCUAAUGUCUGUUUUACUGGUUUAUUUUCUUCCUGUAUGUUUGUGUUAGUUUUGUGUAAAACAUUCUGUAACGCUGGUUGGUUUGAGAAGUUUUAUAGACUUCUGAAGGGAGGGUGGUGGGAAACAAAAACCAAAUUCUGACUGCAGAAACAUCUGUGGAAAUAAAUGAACUUGCAGCGUUUUUACUCUGUGUCAAGCUUCAGCUUCAUGUAUAACAUCUAUUUUUAUUGUAGUUAUUUUUUCUGUCUUUGUGUAUAAAUGAGCCAUAUGUGAUUGAAUCUGUGUUCUUUGCUGUGGAUAUCUGUGAAUCUGACUUUUUGCCUAACCACUGGACCAUCAGCACACGCCAUCUGAGUUUAUUUUAAAGGUACAUUAUUCUUAUAAUUUCUUAUUUCUUAUUUCUGCAGCAGACAGCUCAUACUGAGUCUGUCCACAAGAUGGCAGCAGAGACUGACUCUCAUGUCCCAUAUGUGUGUAAAGAUUAUAGGCCUUUCUCACUACCAAGUACACCAAUUUCGGACAAGAUUGUUGUUUUGCCAAAGCAUCUCACGGAAUAAAUUAAGAAUUAUCCAAGAGUAAUAUAAAUAUUUACGAUAAGUUUAGAUUUUUUUAGAGAGUGGGGGGGCUUAUGUGAUUCCCUGCUCAGUAACCAUGGCAACUUAUACCACAGAACUAACCUGCUCCAUGGCAGGUUAACUGUCAAGCUUAAUUUAGCUGUGUGUCAAAGAAUGUCCAACGGGUGGAAACAGACUCCCAAAAGAUGAUUCUGUCAAGUUUCUUUUCACACUCACAUCACUUUUGUCGUGUGUGUUCAGAAACAUAAGAUGAAGAACUGUGAGGGACCUUAACAAACAUACCUAUUUCAGUUAAUCACCAUUUUAUUCAUGGUCACUUCUGUGUUGGGGUGAAACCU
Molecule: messenger RNA, 7469 nt
Organism: Thunnus maccoyii (southern bluefin tuna)
Lineage: Eukaryota; Metazoa; Chordata; Actinopteri; Scombriformes; Scombridae
Product: NACHT, LRR and PYD domains-containing protein 12-like
Exons: 10
Coding region: 387-3611 (1074 amino acids)
Molecular function (GO): protein binding
Source: RefSeq, a predicted model, not a curated record